Trichoderma aggressivum f. europaeum is the source of this 312-nucleotide messenger RNA. RefSeq lists its product as uncharacterized. Bases 1 to 312 code for a protein of 103 amino acids. The transcript is spliced from 2 exons. NCBI's taxonomy places the organism in Eukaryota, Fungi, Ascomycota, Sordariomycetes, Hypocreales, Hypocreaceae. The record is from RefSeq and is a predicted model, not a curated record.
AUGCAGACCUCCGCUAUUAUCACUCUUCUCUUCGGCUUCAUGGCCCAGAGCGCCCUGGCCACUGUCAACCUCGGCACGGACUCUGCCGGCACACCCAUUGCCUGGAUUAGCGGCCAGUCUGAGUGUACGCACUCUAUCACCAACGGUUGCGACAACCGUUUCACUCUGGCCAACGGUGUAACCUACUACCUCCAGGGAUGCGGUGGUGCUGGCUUGACCCUGUUUAACAAUGACAACUCUUUCAACGCCAACUGCCAAAGUGUCGGAUCUCAACAGCUUGCUUGUGGUGUCACCGAGAACUGGUCCUGCUAA